Molecule: messenger RNA, 2547 nt
Organism: Sarcophilus harrisii (Tasmanian devil)
Lineage: Eukaryota; Metazoa; Chordata; Mammalia; Dasyuromorphia; Dasyuridae
Gene: TBP
Product: TATA-box binding protein
Exons: 9
Coding region: 891-1817 (308 amino acids)
Biological process (GO): DNA-templated transcription initiation
Molecular function (GO): DNA binding; RNA polymerase II general transcription initiation factor activity
Source: RefSeq, a predicted model, not a curated record
CUCGAGGUCCUCCGCAGAGCUCGCGGCCGCAGCGCACCAGGCCCUGGAUGCGGCGGCCGCUAGCGGUUCGGUCCUCUCCCCGCCGGCUCUCUCCCAGUUCCCCGGCCCAGUGCUUUGCUGGGGUUUGCGCUGCUUCCCGGUAACUCUCUCCAAAGCGGGACGAAAGUCCCGAGGAAAGAUGGCACACGUGCAGGUGACGGGUGGAAGAGGCAUCCCUGCCGCCGCUGCUGCCGGCUUGCUUGGGCGGUAAUCUCGAUAAGAUGCGAGUCUUAACUUGGAUUCCCGUGCUGCCUCUGACUGUUGGCGACUUUGUAACCUUGGAUCGGUCUUAGUAACCCCAGGCAGCUCUCCUACGUUUUCUGGGUAUCUGGAGGUGAUUGUUUUGAAUUGAUGGAGUUUUCUAAACCUGAGCGAGUGCUUUUGUUAUAUUAAUGAAAUCACUGGAUCGAUCCGCAAAGCGCUUAAGUGACUUCCUUGAUGUUUGGAACUGUGAUGAACUUGGGGAUGAGAAAGAAAGAUGGACAACAGCCCCGCCUUCAAAAAACUUACACUCCAGUGGGGAAGACCACAUAGUAAGGAGAGAAAGUAGGUUCAAGAUAACUUAGUAGCAGCCGGGAAGAUUGAGAAAGGCAUCAUGUAAAAAAGGCCUCCCAAUUUUCUUAUUUUGAUGGGUAAUACCAUAUUCUUAAACCUCGGCAUGGAACCUCACUGAACCUAGCAGCUAAACUAUUUCUCAUCCCACGAAUUCAAGACAUCACAUUUCCUUGAAGUGGAUAUAACCUAAAGAGUUUUGAAAGGAGCUAAGACAUAAAUACUUGUGAUGCUUUGAAGGACAAACUGAAGCAAAAGGAGCGGAACUCUUUGGUUUGUCUAAGAAGGAAGUGAACAUCAUGGAUCAAAACAACAGCUUGCCGCCUUAUGCCCAGGGCUUGGCCUCUCCUCAGGGUGCCAUGACUCCUGGAAUUCCUAUCUUUAGCCCAAUGAUGCCCUAUGGUACAGGACUGACUCCCCAGCCUGUCCAAAGCACAAGCAGUCUUUCUAUUCUAGAAGAGCAGCAAAGGCAACAGCAGCAGCAGCAACAGCAGCAGCAACAACAAGCUGCCCAACAGUCUGCAUCUCAACAAGCAACCCAGGGAACUUCUGGCCAAACCCCACAGCUCUUCCAUUCACAGACUCUUACCACGGCACCUCUGCCAGGCACUACACCCUUGUAUCCUUCCCCAAUGACCCCUAUGACUCCCAUUACACCAGCCACACCUGCAUCUGAAAGCUCUGGAAUUGUACCACAGCUACAGAACAUUGUAUCCACAGUGAACCUUGGCUGUAAACUUGAUCUAAAAACCAUUGCACUUCGUGCCCGAAAUGCUGAAUACAAUCCCAAGCGUUUUGCUGCAGUCAUCAUGAGAAUAAGAGAGCCAAGAACUACUGCCCUUAUUUUCAGCUCUGGGAAGAUGGUAUGCACAGGGGCUAAAAGUGAAGAACAGUCCAGAUUAGCAGCCAGAAAAUAUGCCAGAGUUGUACAAAAAUUGGGCUUUCCAGCCAAGUUCUUGGAUUUUAAGAUUCAAAAUAUGGUGGGCAGCUGCGAUGUAAAGUUUCCCAUAAGAUUAGAAGGGCUGGUACUGACACAUCAACAAUUUAGCAGUUAUGAGCCAGAGUUAUUUCCUGGACUAAUCUACAGAAUGAUCAAGCCCAGAAUUGUCCUCCUUAUUUUUGUUUCGGGAAAAGUUGUGUUAACUGGUGCUAAGGUCAGAGCAGAGAUCUAUGAAGCAUUUGAAAACAUCUAUCCUAUUCUAAAAGGAUUCAGGAAAACAACGUAACUUUUCUCACAUUUGUAUUUUUUUUUACAAGUUGUCUUGGUACAUUACAUGGUGUUAUUGUAUACGGCACGGAAGUGAAAUGAACUUUCAGUUGCAAAGUGCAACACUUAGAUACUUUUCUAGUGCCUAUUUCCUGGCACUGCUGAAGAAACUGUAUUAUUUCCUACAAAGAACAUCUAUGCGGCGUUACUGUGAGUUGCUUUUAUGGGGCUGUUUUGGAGCAGCACUGUCCAUUUUAUUUAUGUUUAGAUUUAAAACACUUUUAUCCUCGAUUGUAAUUCACAAGUCAGUUUAAAAGACAAAAACUGUGUUACUAAGUGUUAAAAACUACUUCCACUGUUGGGGGGGUUUGUUUUAACUUUCACCCAUAAAUCAUAAUUUUUAUAUUUCUACCAUAAAAUGAAACCUUUUUAAAAGUGUUUAUUUCUGAUUUAUAACUUAAAAGGGUUUUGUUUUUGUUUUGUGCCACACAUUCCCUCUUUCCAGUGUUGCAGGACAAAAUAGAUGUAUUAAUAGAGAGAAAGCUUGGCUGUACAUAUUCUUCUUUUGAGACCAGAACUGUCAAAUUUCCUCAGAGCGCUCUGUACAAUAAAUGCUGUUUAUACAAGUGUGAGAAAUUGUUUUAAUGUUAUCUCAUAAGGUUUAGGUGUUCAUAUUACAAAAAGACUGAUUCAGCAUCUGAUAGCUCUUCAUAUGUACUAAAUCUUAAGGAAAAGGGGAUUCUACCUAA